AUGGUUGUCCGCCAGCGCCAGCGGAGGAGGCUGGCCCCGCUCUGGGCCCUGGCUCUCGCCCUGGCCUGCACCCAACACACAGGCCAUGCCCAGUUCGCUGCCUCGAAAUCCAGCUCUGAGUACUACCCGGACCUUCCUCCUGUCCAGCCAGGGCCAGGUGGUAACCCACUUGGUGGGGUGACCAUCUUCCCACCGAUGAAGGCUAUCCCUGUCGUACGAGCCCUGAACCCCGCACACAAUGGCCGGGUCUGCAGCACAUGGGGUGACUUCCACUACAAGACCUUCGACGGGGACAUCUUCCGCUUCCCUGGCCUCUGCAACUAUCUCUUCUCUUCCAACUGCCAUGCUGCCUACGAGGACUUCAACAUCCAGGUGCGCCACGGCCAGGGGGCCAAUGCCACCAUGCCCAGCAGGGUCGUCAUGAAGCUCAACGGCAUGGUCCUCGAGUUAACCAAGAGCUCUGUCCAGGUCAACGGCCACCUGGUCCAGCUGCCCUUCAGCCAGUCUGGUGUCCUCGUUGAGCGAAACAGCAUGUACCUGAAGGUGUCAUCCAGGCUGGGGCUGGUCUUCAUGUGGAAUCUGGACAAUAGUCUCUUGCUGGAGCUGGAUGACAAAUAUGCCAACCAGACCUGUGGACUGUGUGGGGAUUUCAACGGCCUCCCCGUCUUCAACGAGUUCCUCUCUAACAAUGUCAAGCUGACCCCCACCGAGUACGGGAACCUGCAGAAGCUGGAUGGGCCCAUGGAGCAGUGCCAGGACCCUGUCCCCGUGCCCCAGAAGAACUGCACAGCUGGCCUUGCGUUCUGCCAGGAGACGCUCCUUGGCCAGCCGUUCUCCGGCUGCCAUGCCUUGGUGGAUGCCAGAAGUUACAUCGAGGCCUGCCAGCAGGACGUCUGUCUCUGCACCGACGCCGACCCCAUCAGCUGUGCCUGCCCCACCCUCGCCGAGUACUCGAGACAGUGUGUGCAUGCUGGCGGGGUGCCCCAGGACUGGCGGACCCCUGACCUGUGCCCGGCCCAGGGGUGCCCCUUCAACAUGGAACACCGUGAGUGUGGCCUGCCCUGCGCCGACACCUGCUCCAACCUGGAGCAUGCCCAGUUGUGUGAGGACCAUUGCGUCAGUGGCUGCUUCUGUCCCGAAGGGAUGGUGUUUGAUGACAUUAACCAGAACGGCUGUGUCCCCACAACUCAGUGCUCCUGCAUGUACAAUGGGCUCUCCUACCCCCCUGGGGCCACCUACUCAACCGACUGUACCAACUGCACCUGCUCCGGAGGCCUCUGGAGUUGCCAGGAAACUCCCUGUCCAGGCACCUGCUCAGUGCUGGGGGGCUCCCACUUCACCACGUUUGACGAGAAGCAAUACACGGUGCAUGGGGACUGCAGUUACUUGCUGGCCAAGCCCUGCGAUGACACUACCUUCACCGUGUUGGCCGAGCUGCGCAAGUGUGGGCUGACAGACAGUGAGACCUGCUUGAAGAGCGUGACGCUGAAUCUGGGCAGUGGGCAGACGGUCAUUGUGGUCAAGGCCAGCGGCGAGGUGUUUGUGAACCAGAUCUACACCCAGCUGCCCAUCUCUGCAGCCAACGUCACCCUCUUCAGGCCUUCCACCUUCUUCCUCAUCGCCCAGACCAACCUGGGCCUGCAGCUGGACAUUCAGCUCGUUCCCACCAUGCAGGUCUUCCUGAGACUGAUGCCUGCAUUCCGGGGCCUAACCUGCGGUCUCUGUGGAAACUUCAACAGUGUCCAGGCAGACGACUUCCGGACCAUAAGUGGGGUGGUGGAGGGCACAGCUGCUGCCUUCUUCAAUACCUGGAAGACCCAGGCUGCCUGCCCCAAUGUCAAAAACAACUUCGAGGACCCCUGCUCCCUCAGUGUGGAGAACGAGAAGUACGCCCAGUACUGGUGUUCACGGCUGACGGACGCUGAUGGACCCUUUGCCCGCUGCCACGCCGCUGUGAACCCUGCCACCUACUACUCAAACUGCAUGUUCGACACGUGCAACUGCGAGAAGAGUGAGGACUGUCUGUGUGCCGCAUUGUCCGCCUACGUGCGCGCAUGCGCUGCCAAGGGCGUGCUGCUGAACGGCUGGAGGGAGGGUGUGUGCGGGAAGCCAGAAACCACCUGCCCCAAGUCGAUGAUCUACUCUGAUAACGUCAGAACGUGCCAGCCCACCUGUCGCUCCCUGAGUGAGGAAGACGUCACCUGCCGCAUCAGCUUUGUGCCCGGGGAUGGCUGCAUCUGUGCCAAGGGAACUUUUCUGGAUGACUCGGGCAAGUGUGUGCCAGCGGCCAGCUGCCCCUGCUACUACCGAGGCUCCGCUAUUCCCAGUGGCGAGUCUGUGCACGAUGCUGGGGCCAUCUGCACCUGCACCCAAGGGAAGCUGACCUGCAUUGGAGGCCACACACCCACCCCAGUCUGCACUGCACCCAUGGUGUACUUUGACUGCCAGAAUGCCACAGCUGGAGCUAUCGGGGCCGGCUGUCAGAAGAGCUGCCACACCCUGGACAUGGCAUGUUACGGCUCCCAGUGUGUCUCUGGCUGCGUGUGCCCUGAAGGACUAGUAUCAGAUGGAGAGGGAGGCUGCAUUGCGGCAGCUAACUGUCCCUGCAUGCACAAUGAGGCCAGCUACAAAGCUGGCCAGACCAUCUGGGUUGGCUGCAACACCUGCACCUGUAAGAACAGGAUGUGGCAGUGCACGCAGGAGCCCUGCCUGGCCACUUGCGCUGUGUAUGGAGAUGGCCACUACCUCACCUUUGAUGGGCAGCGCUUCAGCUUUGACGGAGACUGCGAGUACACGCUGGUGCAGGACCACUGCGGUGGAAGCAGCAGUGCCCCGGGCUCCUUCCGUGUCGUCACUGAGAACAUUCCUUGUGGUACAACAGGGGCCACCUGCUCCAAGGCCAUCAAGAUUUUCCUGGGGAGCUAUGAGCUGAAGCUGAGCGGUGGGAAGGUGGAAGUGAUCGAGAAGGGGGCCGGGCAGGUGGCACCCUACUCCAUCCGCCAGAUGGGCAUCUACCUGGUGGUGGACACAGAUGUCGGCCUUGUGCUCCAGUGGGACAAGAAAACCAGUCUCUUCCUCAGACUCAGCCCCGAGUUUAAGGGGAAGGUGUGUGGGCUGUGUGGCAACUUCGAUGGCAAUGCCAUCAAUGACUUCACUACGCGGAGCCAGUCUGUGGUGGGCGACGUGCUGGAAUUCGGUAACAGCUGGAAGUUCAACCCAACCUGCCCAGACGCCCUCGCCCCCAGGGACCCCUGUACCGCCAACCCGUACCGCAAGUCUUGGGCCCAGAAGCAAUGCAGCAUUCUCCUUGGCACCACCUUUGCCACCUGCCACGCACACGUGGAACCCACCAAGUACUACGAAGCCUGCGUGAGCGACGCCUGCGCCUGCGAUUCAGGCGGGGACUGCGAGUGCUUCUGCACAGCCGUGGCCGCCUACGCCCAGGCCUGCCACGACGCCGGCGUGUGUGUGUCCUGGCGCAGCCCGGAAGUCUGCCCUUUGUUCUGUGACUACUACAACCCCCAAGGGGAGUGUGAAUGGCACUACCAGCCGUGCGGGGCACCCUGUAUGCGGACCUGCCGCAACCCCAGUGGGCGCUGCCUCCACAACCUACCCGGCCUGGAAGGCUGCUACCCUAAGUGCCCGCAAGAGACCCCCAUCUUUGACGAAGAUGAGAUGCAGUGUGUUGCCCAGUGCUCGACCCCCCCACCACCACCUCCCUGCCGUGUCCGGGGCAAGGACUACCGGCCCGGUGCCUCAGUGCCCUCUGACAAGAACUGCCAAGCCUGCAUUUGCACUGAGAACGGUGUGAAGUGUACCUACGAUGCUGAGGCCUGCGUCUGCACCUACAAUGGGCAACGCUUCCACCCUGGCGAGGUCAUCUACCACACAGCAGACGGCACAGGUUCCUGCAUCUCAGCCCGUUGCACAGCCAAUGGCACCAUUGAGAGGAAGGUCUAUGCCUGUGGUACCAGCCCUGUGCCCACCACCAUCUUCUCCUUCACCAUCUCCACCCCCCAUCUUCUCUCACCUGCAGUGAGGAGCACCUCUCAAACCCCAGUGAACGUGAUCACCAGCAAGAUCUCCUCAACAGCCCCAGGCACCUCCCCCACGUCCGCACCUGUCUCAGGCUGUGAGGAGCAGUGUCAGUGGACCCAUUGGCUGGAUGUCAGCCACCCAGGGCAGGGAGUGGACAGCGGGGACUUUGACACACUGCAGAACCUGCGUGCCCAUGGGUACCGAGUUUGCCAGGUGCCCAAGGAGGUGCAGUGCCGAGCUGAGGACAUGCCCGAUGUGCCACUGGAAGCCUUGGGGCAGCACGUGGAGUGCAGCCGGACCACAGGGCUGACCUGUUACAACAAAGAGCAAGCCUCAGGACUCUGUUAUAACUACCAGAUCCGUGUCCUGUGCUGCUCCCUGGUGUCCUGCCCCAGUCCCAGCAGCUCAACCCCUACCUCCACGUCCACCUCCAUGUCCACCCCAGGCACCUCCACGUCCACGUCCACAUCCACCCCCAUAUCCACCUCCACAUCCACCUCCAUGUCCACUCCAGUCACCUCCACACCCACGUCCACCUCCACAUCCACCUCCAUGUCCACCCCCAUGCCCACUCCAGGCACCUCCACAUCCAUGUCCACAUCCACCCCCAUAUCCACCUCCACAUCCACCUCCAUGUCCACUCCAGGCACCUCCACGACCACUACCUGCCCCCAACAGUGCACGUGGACCAAGUGGUUCGAUGUGGACUUCCCAUCUCCUGGGCCCCAUGGCGGAGACGUGGAAACCUACGACAACAUCAUCAGACACGGAGAGAAAGUCUGCCAUAAGCCUGAGGAGAUCAUGCAGCUGGAGUGUCGUGCAGAGAACCACCCAGACGUCAACAUCAAGCAGCUGGGACAGGUGGUGGAAUGCAAUCCCGAUGUGGGACUGGUCUGCCGGAACCAAGACCAGAUGGGAAAGUUCAAGAUGUGUUUCAACUACAAGAUCCGCGUGCUAUGCUGUGAAUAUCAAGACGGCUGCCCACCAACCUCUGUGUCUCCCAACGUGACAUACCCUACCACAGCCACAUCUCCAACAGAAUCCACUUCUGUCACACCAUGGUCCAGCUCCACCUCCAUCUGCUACUGCGUUGUGGCUGACAAGACCUACCCUGCUGGAAGCAUCAUCUACCAGAAGACUGACCUCGAUGGGCACUGUUAUACUGCCCAGUGCACGCAGGACUGCCGCGUGGUCAGGCAUGCCAGUCAUGACUGCCCAUCCACCACGCCGACUCCCACACCGCCAACGUCCUCUUCACCUAGCCCUGAUCACGGGUGCUCACACGUAGUUCCCCCAAAAAAGAAAGGCGAGACCUGGAGCAUGCCCAACUGCACCCAGGCCACCUGUGAGGGUCACAAUGUCAUCACUGUGAUCCCAAAGAAGUGCCCACCCACCAAGGCGCUGACCUGUGCCAACGGGUACCCGUCCGUGAAGGUGGAGGACAAGGAUGGCUGCUGCCCUCAUGAGGAAUGCCAAUGUGUCUGCAGUGGCUGGGGAGACCCCCACUACAUCACCUUUGACGGUACCUACUACACCUUCCUGGACAACUGUACGUAUGUGCUGGUGCAGCAGAUUGUACCCAUCUACGGCCACUUCCGCGUGCUCAUCGACAACUACUUCUGUGAUGCCGAGGAUGGGCUCUCCUGCCCCCGCUCCAUCAUCGUCGAAUACCAGCAGGACCGCAUCGUGCUGACUCGCAGGCCCGGCGGUGUUGGCAUUGCUGCCAAUCAGGUCAUCUUCAACAACAAGCAGGUCCAAGCCGGCUUCAAAAGCAACGGCAUCAUCAUCUCCCAGGUUGGCAUCAAGAUGUAUGUGAACAUCCCCGCCAUCGGCCUGCAGGUCAUGUUCACUGGCCUCAUCUUCUCAGUGGAGGUGCCCUUCAGCAAGUUUGUCAACAAUACCGAGGGCCAGUGUGGUACCUGUACCAAUGACAAGAAGGAUGAAUGUCGUCUUCCCAAUGGGUCUGUGGUCGCCUCCUGCUCUGAGAUGUCUAACCACUGGAGGGUGACCACCCCCGACCAGCCGUCCUGCCAUGGUCCACCCCCGACAUCCAUUCCAAUCACCACAACCAGUAGUACCAAGCCCACCUCAUGCCCGCCAUCACCAAUCUGCCAGUUGAUUCUGAGCGAGGUCUUUGCGCCCUGCCACGGCAUGCUUGCCCCACUACUGUACUACGAAGGCUGUGUAUUCGAUCAGUGCCACAUGACAGACUUCAAUGUGAUAUGCUCCAGCCUGGAGCUGUAUGCCUCGGUCUGCUCAUCCCUAGGCGUGUGCAUCGAUUGGAGGAGUCAUACCAACAACACCUGCCCUUUCAUCUGCCCUGCGGACCAGGUGUACCAGUCCUGUGGCCCACUCAACCCUUCUUCCUGCUAUGGAAGUAACAACACCAGCCUUGCGGUCCUUCAGGAUCCCGGCUUCUCCACGGAGGGCUGCUUCUGCCCGGCUGGCAAGAUGCUGUUCAGCUCAAACUCCACCAUCUGCGUACCCAGUAACUGCUCAUGGUGCCUGGGGCCCAGAGGAGAGCCGAUAGAGCCGGGCCAGAGCAUCAUCAGCAACUGUCAGGAAUGCACAUGUGAGGGCAGCACAGGAACCAUGCGAUGCCACAGCCAGACCUGCCCGGUACCCAAGUGCCCCACACUCGGCCAUGUGCCCGUGCCUGUGCCCCUGCAGACUGACCAAUGCUGUCCCAACUACCACUGCGUCUGCAACACCAGCUACUGCCCCCAGCUCACAUCCUGUCCCAAGGGCUCCCACGCGCUCCCCAUCCACAAGGAAGGAGAAUGCUGUCCCGGCCAGAAGUGCAUUUAUGAUGUCUGUGUGGUCAACGGCAGUUUGUACCUGCCUGGCGCCGUGGUUUCCUCAAGCGUGUGCGAGACAUGUACAUGUCAGGCGGCCGGAGACCCCGAGACGGACCCCUUCGUGGUGGUUUGCGAGACCCAGAUUUGCAAUCGCCACUGCCAGGCGGGCUUCGAGUACCGCGUGCCGAGUGGCCAGUGCUGCGGCAGCUGCGUACAGGUGGCCUGUGUCGUGAACACCAGCGACAGCUCUGUCCACCUCUUCUACCCUGGUGAGACCUGGUCGGAUCCCAGGAACCACUGUGAGACGCACGAGUGUGAGCAACACAGAGAUGGGCUUGUAGUGGUGACAACGAAGAAGGCAUGCCCUCCACUCACCUGCAAACAGGACCAGGCCCGGCUCAGCGAAGAUGGCUGCUGCUUCUACUGCCCACCCCAGAACAAGUCCACCUGUGCCGUGUCCCACAAGCAGGAGGUCAUUCGGGAUAGAGGCUGCAGCUCCACCCAGCCUGUGGUCCUCGCCUACUGCAAGGGCAACUGCGGGGACACUUCCUCAAUGUACUCCUUCGAGGCCAACAUGCUGGAACACCGGUGCCGGUGCUGUCAGGAGCUGAGGACAUCACUGAGGAAUGUGACCCUGAGCUGCUUGGAUGGCUCCACCCGGGCCUUCAGCUACCGCCACAUUGAGGAGUGUGGCUGUGUGGGCCCACGGUGUGAGGCGCCCAGCGACUCCAGCCACUCAGAGCCCAAGCAGAGCGAAGAGGAAGAAAGUCAGGAGAUGAAGAGUGGACACUGGACCAGAGGGCAGGCCUCCGCCUCCCCCGUGCACUGA
Molecule: messenger RNA, 7665 nt
Organism: Chrysochloris asiatica (Cape golden mole)
Lineage: Eukaryota; Metazoa; Chordata; Mammalia; Afrosoricida; Chrysochloridae
Gene: MUC5AC
Product: mucin 5AC, oligomeric mucus/gel-forming
Exons: 50
Coding region: 1-7665 (2554 amino acids)
Cellular component (GO): extracellular matrix
Molecular function (GO): protein binding
Source: RefSeq, a predicted model, not a curated record